This is a messenger RNA of Austrofundulus limnaeus, 5277 nucleotides long. RefSeq lists its product as uncharacterized. The coding region runs from base 256 to 3900 and encodes 1214 amino acids. Gene Ontology annotation, cellular component: nucleus. Gene Ontology annotation, biological process: regulation of gene expression. The record is from RefSeq and is a predicted model, not a curated record. The transcript is spliced from 8 exons. Lineage: Eukaryota; Metazoa; Chordata; Actinopteri; Cyprinodontiformes; Rivulidae.
AGUAUUACGGUACUGUGUCGUCACUUCCGUAAAACCAGAGCUAGCCUUGUUUAUCUUUUCUUAUGGUACCAAUUAACUUGUGCUUGAUGAUAUCUGCCUUUUUAAAGCCAAAUGGAAAAAGCUACAACAUGAAGCAGCCGGCGGGCGAACGUCGGCCUGUUACCGUUAUUCAGCGACCUCUCCCGGGACGGUUUCUCUGCUCUCGUCGCUGUAAAGUGUAGACGUCGUUUUCCUGAGUUUGAGUACUUUGUCAUCAUGUUGAGCGGCGUCGCUUUGCGCUCUCAGAUCGCCUCCGUCAUCGAUGCCUUGGCCAAAGCAGCCGUGGCGGAACUCUCCAAAGUUGUGGAGGAAGGUGUGGUGGUGCUGCGGCUGGAGAUGUGCCAGCGGGAGGACGAGAUCAAGCGGCUGAAGAGCACCGUCGAUGUCCUGCAUAACGAGCUGAGAGCAGCUCGGUACGCGGUGACCCUGCGCCCGGACCACCACCGCGGCAGAGACGAAARCCAGAGUGAAGUUGCAGAUGAGAGGAACCUCAUCGUCCCGCCUGAAGCUGAGGUGAAGGUGAAACGUGAACACGUGGAGGAGAGAGGUGAAGAACCCAGARGACUAAAGGACCAGGCAGGAGAGGGGUCUCUGUAUGAAGGGGGACCAUGGAGGUCUGCAACACAGAAAGAGAGCGGCUGCAGCAACUCCAGCUUCCUAACKUUAGCACAGAACUCCCUGUCGUGCCUCUCUGAGUCCCCUCUGGAUGGAGGGUUUCAGCAGAGCCCGUUCAGCCGUGGCCUGUUGGCUCACAGCCAGUACAGGAACACGGUCCGGAGGAGGACGGCGAAGAGGCUGAUGUUCAAGAAACGGUUCGUCUGUCCGUACUGCGGCAAAAGCUUCGAGCGUGCCGGGCAUCUCGAGAGGCACAAGAGGAUUCACACGGGCGAGAAACCGUACCGCUGCGAGGUCUGCGCCCGGCGCUUCAAUCAGAAAUGCAGCCUGAAGGAGCACAUGAAGCUUCACAGAAGAUAUAUGCAGUUACGACCAGAAGARGUCCAGAUGGGCCAACAAAUCCCAAAUCUGGAGAUGAACCCGUGUCCGGACCGCCCCGAGGAAACCGGCCCAACCGAGACUGAGAACCGAACGCGGACCGAGGAGAUCCUGCCGACCUGCGUUCAGGUAAAAUCCGAGCCUGCCGAGGAAAACGUAACGCAGCCUCAGCUUCACGAGGAGAACAAGCAGACGCUCAAUAAAACUGACGGCCUCGGGGAAAACUUCCCGUCGUUUGAGGGCGACGGCCAAAUGUGGGCGUCUGGAUUGCAGAUGAAUCCAGAGCUGAGCAGCUCAGAUCUCCUCAGCAGCUCGUCGCAGAACAUGUCUUCCUUCCCUGCCAUCGCUCAGUUGCUCCAACAGCCAGUGGAAGCUUCCUGCAGCAGCUUCCCGUUCCAAGGAAAACCCUAYGGAGAGCUGAAAAACAGCACGGCUUCCUCAGGCUCCCUCAUCGUAUCAAACAAUCCAGGUUUACACGGAGUCCCARAGACCCCGGCGGACCACCUCCGCCAGAGGGGGUGCGGCUCCAUCCGGGUCCUGAAGCCCAAGAAGUGCUUCAUCUGCUCGUACUGCGGGAAGAUCUUCGAGCGAGCCGGACACCUGGAGCGACACCUUCGGAUUCACACCGGAGAGAAGCCGUACGGCUGCCACGUCUGCGGGAGGUGUUUCAAUCAGAAGAGCAGCCUCAAAGGUCACAUGAAGACUCACAGGAACGGUGAAACCACAGACGCGCUGGAGGCUCAUCACCUGAUGUUCACAGGGCCUGAUAAUCAGCUCCUGGAGAACUUUGUAGAACCCAGUAAUGGCCCGGCGGCUGCAGRGGAACAGUUUCCUGGACCUGCGUUCGCCAACGGUCUCCGAGAGGAGCCGACGGUGAAGCUGGAGCMCACGGCCGAGGACUUCCUCUCUGCGAGUCAGAUGAGAAUGAAUAACAGCACAGAGAAAAGCCAGAUGUGGACGUCUGCAGCAGAGGAAAGCACAGAACCCCCCGAUCCGACCAUCUGCGUGCUUUUACAAGAUGUGAAGUAUCGCCUGGGUUCACCCGCAGAGGGAGCCGAUGAGUCACAGAUGAACGACCUGACCUGCCCAGACAAGGAGACGUACUCAGUCAUGGCCGUGGAGCCCAGGAGCUCAGAUGUGGCUGACGCUCUGAAGCUAACCGAUGCACAGGAAGUGGUUGUGGGGGAUUUCUGCUCAGCGAGCGACAGAAUCCACCGGGAUGAAGCGUUUGAUUUUAACGCRGCAGCUUCGGGCAGCUUUCAGGACGCCAGCAGACAGAGCAGUUACAUUUGCUCCAACUGUGGGCGGAGCUUCGACUCGUUCGGUACGUUUCAGGAGCACCGGUGUGAAAAAACCCCUGAGCCGGCGUUGGGCUGCGAGAUCUGCGGGAAAACCUUUAACCAGAUGAGCAUCCUGAAACUGCACCUCAAACUACACGUCAAAAUACAUUUUGGAACGAAGCUCCCCUCGAAACCGCAUCCUCUCGUUGCCUAUGAGGGAAUAUUUACGAACAUGGCGACGUGUAUUCCCUUCCAGAGCCAGCUGUCCUCAAUAAUGGAGGUCCUGGUGAAGGCAGCGGUGGCAGAGAUCUCCAAACUAGUCGAUGACAAAUGUGCGAUUUUACACCUGGAAAUCUCCAGAAAACAGAGCGAGAACGAGGUGCUGAAGAGAAAACUGCUGCUGAUGGAGAAGGAAAACGCUCAGCUGCAGAGAGGACUGGGAGAGAUGCUCAGUUCAGAAAACUACAUGGAUCGAGGAACUGAUGUAGGAAGCAACAACUUGCAUCCCACAAGAAAUAUAAAGUUUCCUGAGAUUCAAGACGCCAGCGCCUCUUUUACAAUUAAAGAAGAAAGUGAGGAGUUGUGGAUCAGUGAUUCUGCCGGUGCUGUUGGUAGCGCUGUCCAGUACCCUGGUUCUGAUAACGAUCCAGAGAACCGUCAGUUAACCCAAACAGAGGUCAUGAGACAAAAGCCGUCAGAGUUUGGGGACUCGUAUAACUCUGGUCCACAUUCAGUGGACAUGGGUGGUCUUCCGUUCCCCGUGAAGGCAGAGAAAGAGGAGGGCCGAGUGUCCUUCAGGCCGGACGGAUGUCGGCACGGCGCGGGGAAGCAGGCUCAGAUCGCAGCGGAGUAUCCCGUGGACGAACGAGAGAAUCAGCUCUGGUCGUCGUUUAUCGAAGGGAACGACAUCGACGCGGGCUUUCCUGACUUCUCCAGCGUGGUCGAGGAGUACUCCAGCUCCUUCUCCGAGCACUCGGACGCCACGAACGCGGCCUCCAAUGCCAACAGGUCGCCCUGCGCCCAGCAGUGCAACGGGAUUUACAGCGGCGAGUACCAGAAGGAGCCGCUGCUGUCGGACUUUCAGCCCCGCCCUCAAACCGCGCUGUUGCAGCAAGACGAGAAGGAGCAAAUAUUCCCGCAGAGGAGCGCGUCCCGCUCCGCUCAGCCCGACGUGGAGUUGGUCACCGAGGACAGGCCGGGCGCGACCGAGUCGCAUUUCUACCCCCACAAAGCCCUGUCCGCCGUCAGCCGGGGCUACGCCUGCUCCCAGUGCGGCAAGUCCUUCAGCCGCCUGCACCAGUUCAAGCUGCACCAGCAGAGCCACAGGAGGAAGCGGGCCUUCUGGUGCACGGUGUGCGGGAAGAGCUUCCAGUGCUCGUCCCACCUCAGCAUCCACCACCGCACGCACACGGGCGAGAAGCCGUACGGCUGCGCACAGUGCGGGAAGAGGUUCACGCAGCAGAGCAGCCUGAGGGUCCACCAGCGCACGCACAGCGGGGAGCGACCCUACAGCUGCUCUCAGUGCGGGAAAACCUUCAUCCUCAUGCACCAUCUGAAGCGACACAGGAUCAUCCACACGUACAGCUGAGGCGGAGACGCCUGCAAACUGAAAGCAUUGAAACCAAAUCGAAAAACAAACUGCAGCUCUUUAAAAACUUUGUAUAUUAAUGCAUAUUUUACUAUGCAAAAUCCAUCUGGGAUGGGUUUGAAGUCGUGUGCUUCUUUUUAAAAACUUACUAGAUGAUCAAAAUGUGAAAUUGAUUCAUUCAUUCUGUCAACAUUUUCCAAAGCUAGAAACCCCCAAAAAACAAACAAACAAACAAACAAACAAACAAGGUGUGGACCAUCAAACAGAAACUGAAACUACCACCUGGUUUAUUCACAAGUCGACUUUUGUUCAGAUUCCCUCUCAGGUUCACGUUUUAAUGUCGGAAAAACGCACCAAACCUUUUGUUUUUUUCAGGAAAGUCUUGAUCAGAUUUUAAAUUUUGGGACUGAGUUUAAAGCACAGCGACGCACCGUUAGAGACGGAUUAAGGACUCAAUCAGGAGGGAGGCCAAUCUGUUGAGCUUGUGGCUAAAUCAGUUUUUUUUUCUAAAAAUAAUGAUAAAAUCUCUUCAUGCCUUUUUCCUUUUGGACCCAGGAUCUGGUCACAUACGGUACAGCCUGCCUAAAAUUACUCUCUGRUACCAUUUCUAUGAAAAACAAAAGCUUUUUUUUUUAUAUUGAAGGAUAAAGGUGAUGUCAUCAUGUUUAUUGUUUGUACCAUUUAUGUUUUGAGUCAGUAGUUUUAAGUUUUAGGUACAAAUUAUUCAGAUUAUUUAUGUUUUUGUUUAUUUUUAUGAUGAAUUCAAAUCACAAAUGGAAUCUGUUUGGUUUCGGCUCGGCUGCAUGUUUCAGGCAUGAAGCUAAAGCAGCAGCAGAGGGCAGCGUGGCUCCUUUAGCUUCUUACAGCACAGGAGGGCCAGGCUGCAGCUUUCAACAGGGAGUUUCACACUUUCAAUUUUAACUUUUUUAUGACGAGUAAAAACGACAGCUUCCUCCUUUUUAGGCACAACUCUGCUGCGGAGAUGUUGGUGUUCAGACAGCACAACUUUGUUCAGAACGGUCACUGAAUGAAUUGUUAAAAAUUUAUUGAUGGUUUCUGGAAAACAAACCCUAAACUGUAGAAAUCACCUGUUUGUUUGUCACCCUCRUGUGUCGGAGUAAUUACUGUCAGGUUUGAUUUUAGUUAGAUUACUUAGACCUAAUAACCUGAUAAGUUUUUGCCAUUGCAAAGGGAAAUUAAAUUUAUGUUGCAAAGUCAUUCCCAUAAAAAUACAUGACCACAAACAAAAAGGCUAAUUGAAUGUCAGUUUUGAGGGGCUUCAGGGUUAAAAUGGAGUCCAGAUAUGUUUUGUUUUUUUAUGCCAGAGCUUUGACAUCCAUGCAUUUUCAAAUUAAAAGCCUUGGUUGAAUUUUUUAA